GACCAGCAGACAUUAGUGGUGUGUGGACAUGCCAGCAUCAUGAUAAUCCCAUUCACAGUUCUUUUCUGCCUUUGUGGCUUGCUGGACACAGCAUUUAGCAUAUCCUGCGUCUACUGUACUACUAAUACAUCAACCUCGUGCACAGGAACUGCAUAUAUAUGCUCUCCAUCCACCUCAGUAUGUUUAUCUCAAUUGACCAAACAAUACACAGAUAGUGGAUACCCCCCAAUGUACGUGUUCAAAAGAAUGUGCUCCUCCUCCUCUUAUUGUAACUAUAAGGGCACCAUGACAGACUUACAAUUUAAAACGGUGACAUCAACUACUUGUUGUACUACGAGCUCAUGUACCCCUACAAAACCCGUCUUGCCUGCAGUCAACACUGUACCCAAUGCUUACUCCUGCCCUGCCUGCAGCAGAACGGAAAUCGUACCGUGCCCCAUGGACUACGUCAUACAAUGUACAGGCAGUCAGGGCCAGUGCAUGCAGUAUGUGGAAAAUGAGGUUGUCACAACUGGGAGCGCCCGAUAUGACAACAUGACCGGCUGUUGUGAUGCCGCUUUCGCAGCGACGCUUCUUCCAUUAUUUUACAGUAGUUCCUCCGGGUACAAAUCGUACAUCCCUGCUUACCAAGCAACAACCUUAAAACCAAACAAUAUCCUGUUCUGUAACAACUACAUCAAUUCCACCGACCUAAAGCUUCUUUACAAUCCUUAUAUAUGCUUACCAACGGAGGACGUCUGUGUGACCGAGGUCUACCGAACUACAGAUGCUUUAGGUAAUGUACUUUCCGUGGACCAAGUAGGGAGAUGUGGGAACUCCAGUGAGUGCGGCCGGACCAUUGUGAUGAGUUAUCCAACGAGAAGCCUUGUUAUCAGCACCACCUGCUGUAAUACAAGUAGAUGUGUCCCACCUACCACCACGGCUCCUGCCGUGAGUCAAAAUACUGGCAACCUGAUGUGCAGAUCGUGCAACUCAAGCAGCUCUAACACGUGUCUGGAGGACAGCACCGUGCAGUGCCUGGACAAUCAGAAUCGCUGCGUCACGUAUAGCGCGGUAAAAAACGGAAGUACAUUGGUGACAUUGGAGUCCAUGAAAGGCUGCGGAACAGACAGCGCGUGCUACUACGGGGGCACCGGGAUCAGUGUCAAUGGGCAGCAGCCUGUCCAGAUCAAAAUCCUUUGUAAUGAUAGUAACAUUUUUAUUCCCAGCACUACUACAUCCAUCCCCCCUACUACUACUACAACCAGCCCUCCCAGCACUACUACAUCCAUCCCCACUACUACUACAACCACACCUCCCAGUACUACUACUUCCAUCAUCACUACUACUACAACCAGCCCUCCCAGCACUACUACUUCCAUCAUCACUACUACUACAACCAGCCCUCCCAGCACUACUACUUCCAUCAUCACUACUACUACAACCAGCCCUCCCAGCACUACUAUAUCCAUCCCCACUACUACUACAACCAGCCCUCCCAGCACUACUACACCCAUCCCCACUACUACUACUACAACCAGCCCUCCCAGCACUACUACAUCCAUCCCCACUACUACUACAACCAGCCCUCCCAGCACUACUACAUCCAUCCCCACUACUACUACAACCAGCCCUCCCAGCACUACUACUUCCAUCAUCACUACUACUACAACCAGCCCUCCCAGCACUACUAUAUCCAUCCCCACUACUACUACAACCAGCCCUCCCAGCACUACUACAUCCAUCCCCACUACUACUACAACCAGCCCUCCCAGCACUACUACAUCCAUCCCCACUACUACUACAACCAGCCCUCCCAGCACUACUACAUCCAUCCCCACUACUACUACAACCAGCCCUCCCAGCACUACUACAUCCAUCCCCACUACUACUACAACCAGCACUACUACAUCCAUCCCCACUACUACUACAACCAGCCCUCCCAGCACUACUACAUCCAUCUCCACUACUACUACUACAACCAGCCCUCCCAGCACUACUACAUCCAUCCCCACUACUACUACAACCAGCCCUCCCAGCACUACUACUUCCAUCCCCACUACUACUACAACCAGCACUACUACUUCCAUCGCCAUUACUACUACAACCACACCUCCCAGCACUACUACAUCCUCCCCCAGUACUACCAUAUCCAUCCCCACUACUACUACAACCAGCCCUCCCAGCACUACUACAUCCAUCAUCACUACUACUACAACCAGCCCUCCCAACACUACUACACCCAUCCCCACUACUACUACAACCAGCCCUCCCAGCACUACUACAUCCAUCCCCACUACUACUACAACCACACCUCCCAGCACUACUACAUCCAUCCCCACUACUACUACAACCACACCUCCCAGCACUACUACAUCCAUCCCCACUACUACUACUACAACCAGCCCUCCCAGCACUACUACAUCCAUCCCCACUACUACUACAACCACACCUCCCAGCACUACUACAUCCAUCCCCACUACUACUACAACCAGCCCUCCCAGCACUACUACAUCCAUCCCCACUACUACUACUACAACCACACUUCCCAGCACUACUACAUCCAUCCCCACUACUACUACAACCACACCUCCCAGCACUACUACAUCCAUCCCCACUACUACUACUACAACCAGCCCUCCCAGCACUACUACAUCCAUCCCCACUACUACUACAACCACACCUCCCAGCACUACUACAUCCAUCCCCACUACUACUACUACAACCAGCCCUCCCAGCACUACUACAUCCAUCCCCACUACUACUACAACCACACCUCCCAGCACUACUACAUCCAUCCCCACUACUACUACUACAACCACACCUCCCAGCACUACUACAUCCAUCCCCACUACUUCUACAACCAGCCCUUCAAGCACUACUACAUCCAUCGCCACUACUACUACAACCAGCCCUCCCAGCACUACUACAUCCAUCCCCACUACUACUACAACCAGCCCUCCCAGCACUACUACAUCCAUCCCCACUACUACAACCAGCCCUCCCAGCACUACUACAUCCAUCCCCACUACUACAACCAGCUCUCCCAGCACUACUACAUCCAUCCCCACUACUACAACCAGCUCUCCCAGCACUACUACAGCUAUUUCCACUACUACUACAACCAGCCCUCCCAGCACUACUACAUCUGCCCCAAGUACCACUACAACCAGCCCUCCAAGCACUACUACAUCCAUUCCCACUACUACCACAACCAGCCCUCCCAGCACUACUACAUCCUUCCCCAGUACUACUACAACCAGCCCUCCCAGGACUACUACAUCCUCCCCAAAUACUACUGCAACCAGCCCUCCCAGCACUACUACAUCUAUUCCCACUGCUACUACAACCAAACCUCCCAGCACUACUACAUUAUCCCCCAGUACUACUACAACCAGACCUCCCAGCACUACUACAUAUAUUUCCACUACUACAAUCAGCCCUCCCAGGACUACUACAUCCUUCCCAAAUACUACUGUAACCAGCCCUCCCAGCACUCUUACAUCCCUUCCCACUGCUACUACAACCAAACCUCCCAGCACUACUACAUCAUCCCCCAGCACUACUACAACCAGACCUCCUAGCACUACUACAUCCUCUCCCAGUACUACUACAACCAGACCUCCUAGCACUACUACAUCCUCUCCCAGUACUACUAAAUCUAGUACUACUACAUCUUCUGCCAAUACUGCUAAAACCAGCAGUCCCACCACUACUAGACCUUCUACCAGCACUACUACAACCAGUAUCACCAGAACAACUACAACUUUGCAGAGUACUACUAAGCCCAGAACUUCCAGCAGUAGUAGUAGUAGCACCAAGGUUCCACAAACAACCACUAAAACUACUACAAAAACUACUACAAAAACGACCACAAAAACGACCCCCACCACCCCAGAUUUCGCACACUUCUUCAAAAGUAAAAGCAACCGAGAAAGUUCCUCUCUUCCCUUUCUUCUGCUCUUUCCUCUGACUGCGUCCCUCGCCUCCCUUUAUUCCAUGACUUAGCCGAGUCAGCGAGGGUUACGGCUCUGGCAGGUCUUUAUAUCUGUUUGUGAUUUCCUUCGGGAUGCUUUAUAUUAUAGUUCUACCUUUUCUUUGUUUCAGAAAUGCACUUUCUUACCUUUUUUUCUUUACAAGGUAAAAGGCUCUGUCAUGUGAUCUCUUUUUCUGCAUAAUGGGGCGGAGUUACAGGAUACUGUGCAGGCACACCGUGUGCCUAUAUUCCAUAGUCUGUUUAGCCUUUGGCAAAAUGCAGGCUGUGCUUAAGCAGGGGGCGUGUUCAAGAGAAAGAAUGUGAUUGGGAGGGGGGUGUGUACCAAAGGGGGCUUGGUGGCUGAACAGACUAUCCAGUACAGGCAUGCUGUGUGUCUGCACAGUGUCCUGUAUCUCUGAUGGUCAGCCAAAGGAUAAAAACUGACCACACAAGCUUUGAUCAGCUUCUG
Rana temporaria (common frog) is the source of this 4424-nucleotide messenger RNA. RefSeq names its product mucin-5AC-like. NCBI's taxonomy places the organism in Eukaryota, Metazoa, Chordata, Amphibia, Anura, Ranidae. Bases 40 to 3987 code for a protein of 1315 amino acids. The record is from RefSeq and is a predicted model, not a curated record. The transcript is spliced from 9 exons.